Molecule: messenger RNA, 1426 nt
Organism: Cajanus cajan (pigeon pea)
Lineage: Eukaryota; Viridiplantae; Streptophyta; Magnoliopsida; Fabales; Fabaceae
Product: FMN binding protein
Source: RefSeq, a predicted model, not a curated record
UUGUGUUAUUCAGUGUUUGUUUAGAAGAAAGGGGUUUCGUGUUGGUACCGUUAUUGUUGGAGUGAGUGAGUGGUACACACGAACACAACAUGAAGAGCAUGGUAUCGCCAUUGACGAGGGUCUCACCCUUUUGUCGCCGAAAUGGCCAAAAUGCCCUUCUAUUCUCUCCCACUUUCACACGCUACCCUUCUUCACCUAACACAGACACUUUCUCCCCUCUCACUCUCACUCUUUCCAUGGCUGCUUCACCCCAAUCCUCAGCUCCGACUGUGUCGCCUGGUGAUGUUAACAUGGAUAAAGAUGGUGUCUUUCAAUUGAUUCAAGCACAUCAGGAAAAAGCUGCUAGACUUCCACCAGUUGAGGAAAUUCGAACUGUCCUUGAUCGUAGCGUGCGUGGGAUGCUCUCUACAUUCUCUAAGAAGUUCGAGAGUUAUCCAUCAGGGUCUAUGGUUGACUUUGCAUGUGAUGCAAAUGGAUAUCCUAUAUUGGCAGUGAGCGACCUGGCAGUUCAUUCAAAGGACCUAACUGCCAAUCCUAAAUGUUCAUUGCUUGUGGCUAGAGAUCCUGAAGAUAGGACUGAUUUAGUGAUUACUUUACAUGGUGAUGCUAUCGCUGUACCUGAAAAUGAUAAAGAAGCUGUUCGAGCUGCAUACUUGGCAAGACAUCCCAAUGCAUUUUGGGUUGACUUUGGAGACUUCCGCUUCUUGCGCAUUGAACCAAAAGUUGUACGAUUUGUGUCAGGUGUUGCCACAGCAUUGUUAGGAUCAGGAGAGUUUAGUAGAGAUGAGUAUAAAUCUGCAAAAGUUGACCCCAUAGCUCAGUUUUCCAAGCCAGUGGCGUCUCAUAUGAACAAAGAUCAUGCUGAAGAUAACAAAGUGAUUGUGCAGCAUUGGACCUCAGUUCCAGUGGACUUUGCCUAUAUACUGGAUUUGGAUAGUCUUGGUUUCAAUGUCAAGGCUGGUUAUCAGGGUGAUACUUUCAAGCUUCGUGUACCUUUCCCUCGACGUGCAGAAAAUAGAAAGGAUGUGAAGACUCUCAUUGUUGAAAUGCUUCAAGCUGCUAGGCCUAAAGCUGAUUGAUUACUCCACAGAUCAUUGAUGAACAGCACCUGCUAGACAUCCUUCUUGGGGAGAGGACAAAAUAUCCACGUCAAAAAAGUAAAUGCAGUUAUAUUUUCCGAAGAUAAAGAUGGCAAAGCAAAUGGUUGACUUUAUUUCUUGUAUAUACUGUUUGAGAUUUUAAUGAGUUUUGAAAACACUUGAAAAUUCAGACAUACAAGUGUGUGAUAUUACUCAAAAGAAACAUACCCUUUAUACAUAAAUGAUUUUAUGUGAAAUUCUUCCAUAUGCACUCUUUUAGAGAGUUGAAACAGUGUAUGAUUAAUCUUUUUGAGAAACAACAAUAAUUUAUUUAUGGUUGCAUACAA